CUAAUUCUUUGUCGCCGUCGUCGCCGCCGCCGCCGUCGCAUCGCUACUCGCUAUAAUCCCGCGCCGCCCUUGCGUCUUCUCCGUCGGCCGCGUUGCUUUAAUAUCCCGUCCCUCCUCUAAACCUUCUUCGUCUACUGCACACUACCUACACACACUAAACCAUGUCCAUGAACCCUAUCCCCCUCAUUAAUCACCCGUGCACGCUGUGCUGUCGGCCUACCUCCAUGUGGUGCAGCCGCUGCCAGAGCGCCUGGUACUGCACGCCGGAGCACCUCAACAGCGACUGGUCCCGUCACCGCAAAGAGUGCGUGCCCGCUGCACCGAACCAGAGCCAGAACUACAGCAACAUGAUCGCGACGCCCCCGCCCGCCGAGCAGCAGCUCAUCGUCGUGUCCGCCAUCCUGUUUUCGCCUGAAGAAGAACGCCCCCGGAUCAUCACCGUCAAAUGCCGCCCCCCACAAAUGCCCUCGCAGGGCAUGUGCCCGCUCCCGCUCGUCGCGGGCCACUUCGCCGACGGCCAGGCGGAGAGCAUCGUGCUCACCCAAGGGCUCAACGGCGAGCCCUUGCGCUUCCCGCUGCACCUCUGGUACUCGCCCACCGCGCUCACGCGCGGCGCGCCCGUCAACCGCGCGAUAUACCACAUCACGUCCGGCGCGGCGCCCAAGGCGUGGGCGGGGACGGUGGUUGUGCUCAAGUACAACGGGUCGAGGCGGCAAGGGUACUCGGAUGCGGGGAGCAACGAUUUGCCUGCGUUGUCGGCGUAUUUCUUGGCGUACAAGUAGAUGCGGCGCGCGGCCGAGGACAACGUCACAACACCAACAACAACAACAACAAGCUAUUCCACCUGUCCCUCCAAGCUAAUCCGGAUGCGACUGUGUUUAUUUGACUGUGCUAACUUAUCUGGACCGUCGUCGUCUGCUGGUCUGACACGUACGCUGUUCUACCAUUAUCUCUCUUGAAUUCUCUGCAUCAUACGCAACCUCACCGCACAUACUACUCCCCUUUAUAAUGCGCACCCGUUCACUAUACAUAGUAUUACCAUUAUCACGCCACCACAUAGACCCUCUGACCUCG
Molecule: messenger RNA, 1074 nt
Organism: Coniophora puteana RWD-64-598 SS2
Lineage: Eukaryota; Fungi; Basidiomycota; Agaricomycetes; Boletales; Coniophoraceae
Exons: 3
Coding region: 162-782 (206 amino acids)
Source: RefSeq, a predicted model, not a curated record